AUGGACUUUGUCUCUCUUCCGAUCCCCUGUUGCUACCUGACGGAUCUCCCUGGGUUUGGAUCGAGUCGCGGCUCGGCGCAGCAGUCGGGCGAAGAGAAAGAUGUCAUUGGCGUUCCGAGACUAUGUUCCGUCGCGCAUCUGUCUGGUCUGUCUGCUACUUGCUCUUCCUUCAUCCAAUCCAAAGACUCGCAUUAUCCGAGGCCUGCUCCGGAAUGGAAGACACUUGCGCAUGCGCUGGUUCCAUAG
Molecule: messenger RNA, 246 nt
Organism: Colletotrichum lupini
Lineage: Eukaryota; Fungi; Ascomycota; Sordariomycetes; Glomerellales; Glomerellaceae
Exons: 2
Coding region: 1-246 (81 amino acids)
Source: RefSeq, a predicted model, not a curated record